UCUAGAUUGAGAGUCUUUGGUUGUCUCUGUUUUGUCCUUCUCCCAAAACGAGAGUGUACCAAAUUGAUUUCUAAAACUGUCCGAUGUGUUUUUCUGGGAUAUAGUAGUGUUCACAAAGGUUAUCUAUGUUAUGAUCCUUCUGGUCAACGUAUGAGGAUAGCUGCGUCGGUAGUCUUUUUUGAACAUUCUUGGUUUUAUCCUCCUAAGUCAGGUGUUGAACUCGAGUUUCCUGGUGGGUUGAAUUCCUUACCAAUUUUUUAUGAUGAAGUGAAUGAUGAUCCCUUUGUAUCCGAUGAUCCAGCAUAAACUCCUUCCUCUCCGGAUCUGUUCUCUCCCACGCCCAGCACUCCAAGCUCGCAAGCCACUCCAAGCACGUCAUCUGCUUCUAUUCCCACGCCUAGCACUCCAAGCUCGCAAGCCACUCAAAGCUCGCCAUCUGCUUCUAGCAAUCUUCCUGAUUCUUACUUGGGGUCCAGCUCAUCCACUAUUUCUCCCAUGGAUCCUCCACCGCCACCUACACAGCAGCUUCCUAGAGUUUCUACUCGCUCCAACAAAGGAGUUCCUCCUCCCAGCCAUCAAGAUUAUGUCGCACAUGGGGUUGAUACCCUUAUUGUGCCCACAACAUUUAAACAAGCCCGGGGCAAUCCUAUAUGGGAUCGUGCUAUGCAGGAAGAGUUUGGGGCUUUAGAAGCAAACCGUACAUGGUCAGUGGUGGAUAGGCCAGAUCCUUGUCCUCCUACCAUCGGAUGUCGGUGGGUUUAUGCGAUCAAGGUUCUUCCUGAUGGAACUAUUGAACGCAACAAAGCUCGUCUGGUUGCUCUUGGUUAUACACAGGAACACGGAGUCGAUUACAAUGAAACCUUUGCUCCUGUUGCAAAGAUGUCAACUGUCCGCACCUUACUUGCUGUUGCAGCUCUCCACAACUGGCCCCUUUAUCAGCUCGAUGUCAAGAACGCCUUUCUCCAUGGGGAUUUGGAGGCAGUAAUCUACAUGGAAAGACCUCCCGGAUACACAGUUGGAAGGGAAGAUCAAAUUUGCUUAUUGCAUCGGUCGCUAUAUGGACUCAAACAGGCUCCCCGAGCCUGGUUUGAGAAAUUCCAGGCCACAAUCGUUCAGCUGGGGUUUCACCAGAGUCUAAAUGAUCCAUCCCUCUUUACUAAGGUAACUCCUGCAGGCAUUGUUGUUCUCCUCUUAUAUGUCGAUGACAUGGUUAUUACAGGAUCAGAUCCGCAGGGAAUCUCAAUGCUUAAGGACGGGUUGAAACAGGCUUUCCGUAUCAAGGAUCUUGGGAAUUUGUCUUAUUUUCUUGGCUUGGAAGUAAGCCGCAACGAUCAAGGUAUACUUCUCAGUCAGCGGAAAUACAUAUCAGAUUUACUUGGUGAACAAAAUUUUGAUAACUGCAAGCCAGUUAGAACACCUAUGGAGAUUAAUUUGAAGUUGCAGAAAGAUUCUGGUGAACGUCUAAAAGAUGGAUCUCAGUAUCGGAGUAUUGUGGGUAGCCUAAUCUAUCUUUCUGCUACCAGACCAGAUAUUUCUUAUGCUGUUCAGAUGGUUAGUCAAUUUAUGUCAGAGCCCUGCGUUGAUCACCUUGCUGCAUUUCACAGGAUAUUGCGUUAUUUACAAGGCACGCAGGAAGUUGGUAUUCUAUUUCCUUCAACAGGUUCGCCCACAAUUACUGCUUACUCUGACUCAGACUUUGCCGGUUGCAUUGACACUCGUAGAUCGACAUCUGGGUGGUGUGUUCAGUUUGGCAGUGCUUAUAUAUCUUGGCGGUGCAAAAAACAAGAUAAGGUAUCAAAAUCCUCUACUGAAGCUGAAUACCGCGCGAUGUCAGAAGUUGGGUCGGAGAUGGUGUGGCUCCGCCGGUUGCUAUCCGAUUUUGGAAUUGCUUGUUCACCACCUAUGGCGUUGCAUGUGGACAACACCAGUGUUAUACGCAUAGCAGAAAAUCCAGUGCUCCACGAUCGAACGAAACACAUAGAGAUCCAUGUUCAUUACAUCAGGGACCUUGUAUGGGAUGGUACUCUCAGUCUGCAUCACAUCCAGACAGAAGAACAAGUGGCUGAUAUGUUCACGAAGGCUUUCUCCACAAGCCGACAUUGGUACCUUGGGAACAAAUUGAUGAUGAGAGAUCGGCAUCAAUUUGGGGGAGGAUGUUAGUGAGUUAAGUGUCUUUAGGCUACGUUUAUUGUGUUGUUUAAGGUGUGGGGCCCAUUAUUCUAAAGCCCACACGUAAACCUCCUGCCAGCCCAUGUCCAUGCAUGGUUAAUCGUCUCCUGUAGGAUCUAACCUAGGGCAUGAGUUUGAUAUAGAGGUGUGCUGUGGCCGCCGAGUUUGUACAAGUUCCACAGAACAAACAUAUCAGUAAAACUAGUAGCCUGAA
Linum trigynum is the source of this 2383-nucleotide messenger RNA. NCBI's taxonomy places the organism in Eukaryota, Viridiplantae, Streptophyta, Magnoliopsida, Malpighiales, Linaceae. The record is from the annotation of a GenBank genome assembly.